Sabethes cyaneus is the source of this 642-nucleotide messenger RNA. RefSeq lists its product as uncharacterized. Gene Ontology annotation, molecular function: DNA binding. The record is from RefSeq and is a predicted model, not a curated record. Bases 1 to 642 code for a protein of 213 amino acids. Lineage: Eukaryota; Metazoa; Arthropoda; Insecta; Diptera; Culicidae. The transcript has 2 exons.
AUGAGUUACGUCGCAAAAUGUUCUCUGUGUAAUAGAACUUUUCCUUACAGAAAAUCAGACACAUCCGCCCUUAUUAGACAUAUGAUAAAACACCAUCCGAAACACUCAAUUAUUGAGCCAGUUAAGCAACAUAUGCAGUUAGAAAAUUCAUCGUCAGUGAAUAGCUCGAACGAAGAUUUCAAAAGUGACCCACGGUUACGGAAACGAAAAGCUUUAAUUCGCAAACUUCGAACCAACUAUGGCGAAGCGGCAGAUGAAAAUCUUCCAGAUCGACGAGAUUUCACGGCUAGACGACCAACUGGAAAAUACAGAAUGUACUACAAAACCACAGUGGCCACCUGGAAACCGGCACGAGCCCGCAAAACCUGCUCAAGUUGCGGAGAAACCCACUUUCCCGUCAUUCGAUCUACGGCGGAUAAAUAUUCGCGAUCAGUUUUGGGGGCGACAACGAUAAUGUCCUGCUGGCCGUUCUGUUUUUUGCCCUGUCUCUUUACAGCUCCAACCAAACAUCAUCUGCAUUGCUCCAGCUGUGGUGCCUAUCUAGGACCGUAUGACGAGAGUCGUGAAGUUUUUGCGGCUAGCGCGAAUGCACCUACCCACCAUCGUCGGAGGAGGAAACAGCCUUCCCACCGAGGAGGGUGA